GAGAAAUCGCCUGAGUUUCUGAUUGGUAACGCUACUUUCUUUAAAAGUGAUGAAUUAUUAAGAUAUUUACAUAUCUUGGAUACGUUAGCUUAUGAGUCUUUAGCUGCUCAACUAAAAUAUUUUGAAAAAGAAAUCAACAAUCGUUCGCCUUCCACAAUCAAACAAUUGAAAUGGAUUGCAACAAAAAAAUACGUCCAAAUAUUACCCAGUUUUUCAAUUUAUUAUUCGCAAAUUUUGAUCCUACUGUACCGGAUCUUCAAAAUGUCGAUAUUAAAUCUUUUUUUAGUUAUGUCGUACCUCCAUCUUUGAUGCAAUCUGAGACGAUCUGGGAUUUAGAUAUUAAUUUGAGAGUUCAAAUUUAUAUUUCUAAGAUUAAUAAAAAUCCACAAAGAAAUUUAUACAAAACCAUGUUUCCAAAUGUUGAUGGUGAAGAUGGUCCACCAAUGUAUAAGGAAACAUAUAAAAAAAUUUGUAAUAAAAUUCAACGUUUCUCCGAUGAUGUUGAAAUGUUGAUGAAAGAAUUUAAAUGGAGUAAAUUCGUUCAAGAUAUGUUUAAAUGUUUAUCCAAUAUAUUCAAUAGGGUAAAUGAAUCUGAAAUGCCUUUAUUAUAUAAAUAUCCCUCAAUCGAAGCUCUACCCAUAUCAUCAUCAUCAUCAUCAUCAAAUAGUUCAGCUAGAGUUGUUAUUAUUGAAGAUAUACCACGAGAAGAUGUUGAUAAUAGUGCAAAGAAACGUACUGAAGAAAAUGAUGAUGAUAUAUCUUCCGAUAAUACAGGCGAUAAUACAGGCGAUAAUAUAGCAGACGAUAAUACAGGCGAUAAUAUAGGCGAUAAUAUAGGCGAUAAUAUAGGCGAUAAUAUAGAUGAUAAUUUAGUUGAUUCUUCUUCUAUUUUAAAAAAAGAAGAAAUAGAACAAAUAACGUCACAAAAUAACGGUCAAUCAAUUGAAUUAAUUGUUGACACGGAAUUGAAACGCACUCAAAGUGGUUUAUUACUUAAUAGUGAUGGUGAAUCACUUAGUUCCACCUUAAAUCCAAGAACACCAAGAAGUGAACGAAGAAGUGAACGUGAUAAUAAAGCAAAUAGUAAUGGAAGAAGGGCAACACUCUCUACGUACGAAAAUUGAUUUAUUAUAGUAACUUUUUAAAUUAUUCCAAGUUUUUAACAUUGAAUGAUUUUUUUUUCUUAGGCGAAAAACAAUGGAGCGUUCAUCAAGUUCUCUGACGAAUAUGAUUGUGGAUCAACCUGAAUCAGUAAACGAUAGGUAAGUUAAAAUAUUUU
Rhizophagus irregularis DAOM 181602=DAOM 197198 is the source of this 1279-nucleotide messenger RNA. The record is from RefSeq and is a predicted model, not a curated record. Lineage: Eukaryota; Fungi; Glomeromycota; Glomeromycetes; Glomerales; Glomeraceae.